UGAGGAAGUCGCCGCUUCUUAGAGCUGCGCAGUUGUUUUGCACCAUGGCGUCCUCAAGCGCUUCAACAGAGGCAAAGGAAAGAAGGGGAAGCUUUGGUUUAGGUCAUCCAAAUUUUUCCCAGAGAAGGCUGGUGUUGGUUGGAAUGACUGGAGCAGGUAAAAGCUCCUCUGGAAACACCAUCCUGGGCAGAACUGCCUUCACAGCUGCAGAAAGCGGUUCAUCUGUAACCAAAGAGUGUGGCAAAGUGACUGAAAAUGUGGCAGGGAGAGAAAUUACUCUGGGAGAUACACCAGGCAUGUUUGACACAGAUAUCUCAGAGGAAGAGCUUCUGACACAGAAGAUCAGUAAGUGUAUAAACAUGACAGCACCUGGACCUCACGCCAUCGUCCUGGUCAUUCAGUUCGGCCCAUUUACUGAAGAGGAGAAACUCUCCGUGGAGAAGAUCAGAGCCAUAUUCGGAGAAGAAGCAGAUAAACACACAAUCGUCCUCUUCACUCACGGGGAUGAACUGAAACACUCUAUAGAGGAGCACAUCAGUGAAGCCAGCGAGGACCUGAAAGAAGUCCUGAGUCGCUGUGGGGGAAGAUAUCACGUCUUCAACAAUAAAGUGUAG
This is a messenger RNA of Sinocyclocheilus grahami, 614 nucleotides long. RefSeq names its product GTPase IMAP family member 4-like. Gene Ontology annotation, molecular function: GTP binding. Lineage: Eukaryota; Metazoa; Chordata; Actinopteri; Cypriniformes; Cyprinidae. The coding region runs from base 45 to 614 and encodes 189 amino acids. The record is from RefSeq and is a predicted model, not a curated record. The transcript has 3 exons.